GACCCCCCCCCGAAAAGGCAUGGCUCCAGCGCGACUUCUACGCUGCCGCUUCGUGCUCACCUGGAAAAAGGACGAACCAGGUAAAGUUCUGGAAGGCAAAGCUCGGCUCGUGGUACUCGUUUUCAGCGAUCCUGAUCUACUCCAUCUACGCGCAGAAUCUCCAGUCGCUUCUCGACGUGCCCGUCAGAGAGACCGACGAGGAAAAGCGGAAGAUCUACGCCGACCCACCCAAGGAUGUCCGCCAGACCCUCGGCAUGGAGGACGAGGCGCUGCAGUUCUUCAAACCGAUGUACGGGUUCGUACACGAACCUCGGAAGUGGUGGCUACAGGUCAAGGAGACUCUCAACAAGCUUAAGCUUGAGGCCAUCCAGUGCGAGCCCUGCGUUUGGGCCACCAGGGAUGGCGACGGCAAGUCGAUCGGCAUGGUCAUUAUACACAUAGACGAUAUGAUGAUCGCCAGAGACCAUACUAACAAAUCCUUCCUGCAGAAGCGGAAUGGGAUUCAACAAGCUUUCGAAUGGACACCCUGGGAGAGCAAAGCCCCCGUUCCAUGUGGAGUCAGCAUCCGCCAGAAGCAUGAUUUCACGCGCAGCCUCGCCCAGGACACCUACAACAUGAACGUGGAGCCGAUUCCAAUCAAACGCGGCAGGAAGCCCACUGACGGAAAUUCCAAUCGUGAGCGCUCUGAUCUACGGGGACGGCUUGGCACCGCGGGCUGGGGAGCGCAGAGGUCAGCGCCGCGGCUCAGCGCCGAACGCUCGCUACUACAAGCCGAGAUUCCUACCGCGACGGUCUCCGCGAUUCAGAAGAUCAGCGAACUCAUCCGCGCCACAAACGACACCGCUGACGUCAUCAUGGUCACGCCUGCGAUCGAGAAGCUGGCAGUGCAGAUGAUGACGGAGACGCUCGACGAGAUCAGCUACGCGCGGCUGUUCCACUACGAGCUUGAGUGCGGCCACGUGGAUUAUACCAACAAGCAGGCCGUGAACGACGCCGUCUCAACCUGUCCUGGAGCCCCGGCCACAGACGGGAAGCCCGGGCACGACGCCAUCGGGAAGAGCAAGUCUGCUGGAUUGGGUCUUCGAGAUAAGAGGACCAGUAUCGAGCGCAAGGGCAUUAGGCAGCAGAAGCAGCAGACAGGGCUCCAGAUUCGCUGGGUUCACAGCGACGCCAUGCUAGCCGACGGUCUCGCGAAGGACCGCGCGGCCAAGGCCCUACUGGAGUUCAUCAGAAACGGACAGCGCUGGCGGCUAGUGGGCGAUCCUCUCCAUCGGUCAGCACGCAAGCGCAAGUCCGAGGGCAUCGAUGAGCUAGAUCACGGCACCCCGCUGGAUCCCGACGCCGCCCUGGAAUCCCUGGUGCACUUCUCGCGCGACGACGAAUCCCAGCAGGCUGGACCUGCCAGACAUGAG
Messenger RNA from Prorocentrum cordatum, 1412 nucleotides. The record is from the annotation of a GenBank genome assembly. Lineage: Eukaryota; Dinophyceae; Prorocentrales; Prorocentraceae.